Molecule: messenger RNA, 372 nt
Organism: Cooperia oncophora
Lineage: Eukaryota; Metazoa; Nematoda; Chromadorea; Rhabditida; Trichostrongylidae
Source: the annotation of a GenBank genome assembly
AUGCUGAAGGCUUUGAUUGGCGAGGAAAACUUCAAACAAGCUAUUACGCGAUACCUCAAGAAGUUUUCGUAUAGCAACGCACAAGCUUCCGAUCUGUGGGAAGUUUUUGAUGAAGUGGUCAAAGGUGUAGAGGGCCCCGACGGUAAUCCACUGAAAACCACUGAGUUCGCAUAUCAGUGGACGACUCAGAUGGGUUACCCAGUGGUUACUGUAGAAACUCUCAAUGCAACGACGUUGAAAGUAACGCAAAAUCGUUACAAGAAGAAUAAAGAUGCUCAGGAGCCAGAAAAGUAUAGCAAUCCGAAAUACGGGUCAGCACUAUCUCUGAGGUUUUUCUGUUCUCACGUAACUAACUGGUUGAGUUGGGCGUAA